Diaporthe citri is the source of this 1677-nucleotide messenger RNA. RefSeq lists its product as uncharacterized. Lineage: Eukaryota; Fungi; Ascomycota; Sordariomycetes; Diaporthales; Diaporthaceae. The transcript has a single exon. Gene Ontology annotation, biological process: heme oxidation. Gene Ontology annotation, molecular function: heme oxygenase (decyclizing) activity. The coding region runs from base 1 to 1677 and encodes 558 amino acids. The record is from RefSeq and is a predicted model, not a curated record.
AUGGCAGACAAGACAGAAAUACCACCAGCAGACGGGGAGCCGCGGUCUCUGGCACACUCCAUUAAUACUGCGAUCGCGUCGAGCCACACAAAGAUCAAUAGGCUGAUCCUCGACCGAAUGCCCCAUGCCGUACCUCCCCAGGCAGACAACCCCUCGAUUUACAUCACCGGCUUGUUGCACAUUGGCGCCGUCUACGUUGCCUUCGAGUCCCUCUGGCAGAACAUCAUAGGCGUCCACACCGAGAUUGCGCCCCUGUCAUAUACAUAUCCUUUCGCCAACGAUACAAACACCAGCAGUCCCGGGCUCAACCAUGGACCAGCACCACCCCAGGUUACGGAGCGCGCCCGCCAAAUCCUCGAGACGGCGUACUGGCCCAACAUGUUGCGCGCUGCUCGUGUGAAGGCUGACAUCAGCGCCAUGACAGGCUGGCCAACGCACGUGGUAGACGAGCAGCUGCGGUCCGCAGGCUCCACUGGCGCGCUGGAGGCUUUCCUGGCACACAUUAAAGAUGCCGUCGAUGACAGGCCGCACGUCCUACUCGCAUACGCCUACAGUCUUUACCUAGCCAUGCUGUCCGGCGGGUCGUAUAUCCGAACCGAGCUUAUGUACCUGACGGCUGACUUCUGGCUGGCCGUCCCCAAUCCUGUGAGGCCAGGCAUGGUACCUUGUACUAGGAGUCCCGGCGACGAGCCAGAGAGGUUGAGGCGGCACUCGACGUUCGAAUGUGAUUCAGGAGCACAUGGACUCGCCGGGGAAGACCCUUCAAUCACCCUGCCGCUCUCGUUCCUCGACUUCGACACCCCGCUCGGUCACGAGAACCCACGGCAGCGGGCCAAGGACCUCAAAGCCGAGUUCAAGAGGCGGUUUUCCAAUGCAGAAGAGGCUCUUACCGAGUCCGAGCGGCGCGACAUAGUCGCCGAGUCGGUGAUCAUCUUCGACUACCUGGAGUCGGUGGUGGGGCAGUUGGACAAGAUUUGCGGCGGCGGGGCAGACGCCACGCAGCAGGGGAGAUCAAGGCGCCAAGCUGCCAAAGCAGAACCGCAGCCGGCGGGAAUCGGGUCCCGACUGAGAGACAGCAUUGCUAUCGCCAAGGGCAGGCUUUUACGGACAAUGAAGAGGUCUAGCGGUGCGAGUGGCUCCGUCACGGCCACUACACCGUCGGCAGCUAGGACGGCCACGACGUCCACCAAGGACACCACCGCGAGUCCACCUGAGAUAUCCGAGAGGUCUGAGGUGUCCUCGGUUUCAUCAGGUGGGCUGCCUAAGGAAGCGCAGGAAGACGAGACUGACGCCCACCUCGCGCGCGACGCGAUCGUGCCGGGCGAGGGUUUCCGGACGGUUCGGUACGAUGAUGACAAUAGUCAGGCCAAGAUGACACGGCGCGAAGCUGGAGGCUAUGACGGCACUGCAGACGAUGACCAAGGCAGCGUGGGUCGGGAUUCCCAGGCCUGCCCAAUCUCUCGGGGCCCUACCCGACCUGCGAAGCAGAGCCUUGGAAUAUCCGCCAUGAUAGUGGGAGACACGGAGCGAAGGCCAGGCAAUGCCCUGUACGCCGUUGUCUCGAAUGUCGCUGUACUGCUUAGCGUUGCCACGGCUUUCGCUGCGUACCUGUACAUGCGGCGGAGUGAUGGCACAACAUGGACAGUGCCAAGUGGUUUCACGGGAAAGGAUUGGUGA